Messenger RNA from Rhizophagus irregularis DAOM 181602=DAOM 197198, 751 nucleotides. RefSeq lists its product as uncharacterized. NCBI's taxonomy places the organism in Eukaryota, Fungi, Glomeromycota, Glomeromycetes, Glomerales, Glomeraceae. The record is from RefSeq and is a predicted model, not a curated record.
AAAAAAUUGUUUAUGCUUAGUAUAACUGUAGUAUAGAUUUUGUGCAUUUUUAUAUUUUGAACAACCCGUUCGUUUUAACUUUUUUUUACGUAUUAUAAUUCUAAAAUUUAUUUUGAAUAAAUUACUUGCAUAUACAAAAUAAUAAUUCAUAUAAUUCAAACUAAUUAUUAUGGAAAAUAAGCCAAAGUGGUUAUGGAAGAAUGUUGAUUAUGAUAAAUAUCAGUGGCAUGUUACAAUUUCUACUAUUGAUUCAACUAUUGAAUCAGAAAAUGUAGAUGAAAAAGUAGUUUAUAUAGAAGAUUUAGAAAAAAGAAGACAAGCGUAUGGAAUAUGUGGAGAAUGUAAAGAACCUGGUACAGGAGAAUAUUGGUGUCAACCUUGUAAUGCUAAAAGAUUUAAGGAUAACUUUAAAAAUUGGACUAGUGGAAAUAAAGAUAUUGAUGAAUUUAUACAACAAUCACAACUUAAUGUUGUGCAUUAUUAUAAAUGUCUUGAAUGGAUACCUUUUGAAAAAUUUCAAAAUAUCACUUAUAUUGCAGAAGGUGGUUUUGGAAAGAUUUAUUCAGCUGAAUGGCCUGAAGGAAAUAUUAAUUAUUGGGAUAUUGAAAAUCAAAAAUGGUAUAGAUACAAAGAUUUUGAUAAAUAUGCAUUAAAAAGUUUGAAUAAUUCUUCUGAUAUAUGUUCAGAUUUUUUAAAUGAGGUAAUUUAAACUUACUUUGUCUUAUAUAUAAAGAUUGUUAUUUGCAUUUAU